CGUGUGGGCGUUUGUUUUUUAGAUCAGUCGUAAAUCUCAGCUACUUUGUGAGCUGGGAGAGCAUUUUGUUGUCAUCAGGAGAUGAUUGAACGCAAAUGGUCAGGAAUAUAAUAUGCCUGGAAAACAGUGAUUUCUCACACAAAAAUACUGUGAGUCGGUGGAUAGCUUAGUUUUAUACGAGGAAAAAGAGUUCCAGGAGAGAGAAGACGCCGUGCCUCCUGGAGCCCGGAGAUGCAUUCCCCGCAGAGCCAGCCGUGCCUCGGCACCGAGUCCCUCUGCCAGCCUGCGCGUCCAUGAGGACCGCAGCCGAAAUUCAUGGAACGAGCCGACCCAUCCGGUCACUUAAGCGAGUCAAACCUGUAAACCCUGUAACCGUGGACCAUGUCUGUGUCGGCGGUUCUGGCAAAGGCCCUGUUCGAUAACCCAUCUGAAAGCCCAGAGGAGCUGGCUUUCCGCAAGGGGGACAUUCUGAUGGUUCUGGAUCAGGAGAAGACCAUUGGACCGGGGUGGUGGGUUUGCUCCCUGCACGGCAGGCAGGGCAUUGCCCCCGCCAACCGCCUUCGACUCUUGCAACCCGCCUCCCCCGCCGGCUCGGACUCCUGCACCGUCCUGAAUCGGAUGGCUGUGAGCACAGAUGACCUCGACGGGGUGUAUCACUCCCCGCCGCCUGCGGGAGCGCCCUCGAGGACCGGAGAACUGCGCAGGGUGGAGGGGGGCCGUCCACGUUCGCACUCCAGUUCUAGCGCUCGGCCUAAACCUGAUUGGGAUAUCGAGAGCCGUCCACGGUCGCCGUCUUUGAGAGGGCGAGGAACAGAAGGGAAGGGGUCCUUUUUUCAGAACCCUAUAAGUCCUAUUCCCUCUGCAGCGCGGCAGCCUGGAGGCAUCAUAGCAUCAGAAUCUGUCUAUCUGUCCCCCAGUGGAGUUCCAAAAGUGACUGAUGAACCAGAGGACUCGACCUAUCUGGUCCCCAGAGAAACACUACCAGCAGAGCAUUCAGAUGACUGUUACUUAGUCCCCAAAGGCACGCCUCUCGCCAGUGAUGACGUCUAUCAGUCUCCGGUAGGCGGAGCGGUUUCCAGUGUUUUCCUUUCUAACGGCUCCCCUGUUCCAAGUGGAUCUUCAAAGCCCAAAGACGGCAAGAGCGCUCCUGGGAUGUACCAGACGCCCACUCCUGUGGGAGCCAACCUGCACAGGCCACCGGCGACAGCUCUAGCUCACCAGCACCCAUCCCCGUUGACCCCCACCCAGGCGUCUCCUCAACCUCUGCUCAAAGGAGCUGCGCCGAAGCCCGCUGUCGCCAGAGGCAAACCGGGCCAGCCCUCCCACCGCGGAUCUCCUAUGCUGGUCAGAGCUGGACAAACCAGGGCUCCAGGAUCGCCCAGUUUUGUCCGCAAACCCCCGCCACCAGCCCCUCCAGUGAGAGGAGUGACUAGGAAAGAUACGCAGCAAGCAUCAGGAGAAGCUAACGGUGUACCGACGCCUACCGCUGUCAUACCGUCGACAACUCUGCAGCAGCAGGAGGACAACAAAGUAGGAACUAAACAUAAGGAAGAACCAAACGGACAGAGCAGUGACGGCAGGAAAGCAGACAACCUGGAGGUCUUAAAUGGUGUCGAUGACCAGGUUUACGACACGCCUCCCAGUGGCAAGUGGAAGCAAGCAGUCCCCCUUACUCACAAGGAAGACGACGGUAUCUAUGACACCCCUCGCAGCGUCCCGCCGCAAGCCGAGGCAGAGACCAAGGUAUACGAUGUCCCAACGAUCACCAUGUCUUUGCUAGACGUCAGGCCCAGUGAACCUGAAGAUGAAGUCUACAGCGUCCCGACCCUUCCAGGUUUGCCUCUUGGUUCUACAGAGUCCGCCAGCAACCAAUCCGGCGAGGACGUUCUCCAGAAUGGACAGAUCUCCUGCACCCCUGGACCUGAGAAACCGGCCAACGCUGGCGAUCUCAAGCAAGACUCCUGUGAGCCUGAUGGGGGCAUCUACGACACGCCUGCGCUGACUGUUGAACUUCUCCCUCAUUCGUCUUCCUCCUCCUCCACGUCCACCCGCCGCCUCUCUAUUUCCAGCAACGGCUCUGGUGACCUUCAGUGCAGGACCUCGCUAUGCAACCUCGUCCACUCCUUGCUGAGCACGACCUCGGGUCCCGCCGGCGCUCUGUCGUCACGAGACCUGGGCACCUCGUUGGCUGAGGUUCUGUCUACAUGGAAAGCCAGCCAUUUGGGGGACCCACCUCCUCCUCUACAGCAGGCCUGGGCCCGCCUGUCGGGGCUUCUCCCGUCGUUGACCGCCAUCGGUAACGCCCCGCCAUCCGAAGGCCUCUUGACACUCGUCCAGCGCUCUCUCGAAGAGAGCGCUCUCCUGUUGCAGGCGCAGGGCCGGCCUCGCCUGUCCUCUCAGGAGUCCCUGUCACGCAGGCCGUUGCCCGCACUCCCAGUGCCUGAUGGGAAGUCUUCUACCGGUGGAAUGGGCUCUCGCAAAAGUAGCUGGAUCCAGGAAAGGCCCCUGCCCCCAACGCCUCAGCCAGCCUUUUCCUUGCCUCCUUCUCUAGCUAGUGUGACGGUCACGGUGGGACGCGUGAACGGAGAGGACGACCCGAGCAGUGAGUAUGCAGGCAUUGGCUUGACUCCAGUCCCGGCGCCGGUACCCUCAGGAGACAGUGUUGGUUAUGUCAAGCUACAGGGUAAACCGGAGCCGUCGCCUGGUACCUUGACUGAGAUCGGACAGACACAAACCAUCAAUGGAGAACCAAGAGUAAAUCCACCAAUCACAGUCACCCCAUCCCCUCCUCUGCCAGUGUCCCUCUCGCUGGAGGACUCUGAGAUCUUGUCCUUUUACUCCGCUCAAAGUUUCGCGCACCUCUCCUGCCUGGCGGACGCCAUCGAAGUACUUUUUACCAGCGUUAAGACGAACCAGCCGCCUCGCAUCUUUGUCGCCAGAGGGAAGAGCCUCAUCGUGACCGCACACAAACUGGUGUUCAUCGGGGACACGCUAUCCCGCCUCCUCACGUCUGCCGACCUCCGAGCCAAGAUCACCACAUCAGGCGGGCACCUCUGCCAGGCUUUGAAGGCCGUCGUCGUGGCAACAAAAGGAGCGGCGCAAAACUACCCAUCGCUGUCGGCGAGCCAGGAGAUGGUGGACCGCGUCGCCGAGCUCUCCCAGCAAGCGGCCGGGUUCUCCACCCUGCUCCAGCGGCUGGCAGAAAUAUCCUCCUGAUAUAUAAAAGUGUUCGACUCUACACCUACACUUUCUCCCGUUCGAAUGCCUUAUUUGCCCGCCACUCUCCCUGGUGUUUGACUGGAAUCGAAGGUGUUUUGCCACGUUGAUGCUGGUACUAAUCCCGGUGUUGUGUCUGUCACAGCAGGUUUUGUUUCCAGAAUGACAGUUGUGCUUUGAUACCAGGAGUGUUACUUGAAAUCCCUUUGUGGUUGGAAGUGUCAGUCUUGGAGGUUUGCUUUGAAAAAUGCUCCCUUCACUCCUUCACUGCUUAUCAAUAAUUCUCUUUUCCUUAAAGUCCUCUUUUUCCAAAUCCAAAAAACCUUGCUGCUUUUUCUAAUAAAACCCAAACAUGGCCUUUUGUUGUCAACAUCAAGCGGCAUCUUGAGAUUUUUGUGCUUUUUUUUCCCUAACAAAGAACGUUCCCGAAUUCCUCGUUUUAUCUGAUUGCGUUUGUGUUCUCUAGAGCUAAUAUUGUUCAUUGUGUUGCUGCAGCUCUCAGUCUCUUAAAGGAGAUGACGAAACCUCCAAACUGAAAGAGUCAAGGAAAAGGGUGAGAAAAUCCUGAAGCUUUCCUCCACGAGAAACCCGUUGACCCAGUUCACCUGCCUCUACACGUCUCACUGUGACACGCGUCAUUAAAUCUUAGAUUUUUUUUUUUUUUCAUAACAAACUGUCAGUUACACUUUCUCAGGUCUACGUUGACCCUUUAAAGCAACCGGUCUGCCACUUGAACACAGAAAUUAAAGCACGACAUGCAUCAGUUGGCAUCUUUUAUUAAAGAUAAUCAUCAUUAA
Molecule: messenger RNA, 4013 nt
Organism: Oryzias melastigma (Indian medaka)
Lineage: Eukaryota; Metazoa; Chordata; Actinopteri; Beloniformes; Adrianichthyidae
Gene: efs
Product: embryonal Fyn-associated substrate
Exons: 8
Coding region: 382-3216 (944 amino acids)
Biological process (GO): cell surface receptor protein tyrosine kinase signaling pathway; cell migration
Cellular component (GO): plasma membrane; cytoplasm
Molecular function (GO): protein binding
Source: RefSeq, a predicted model, not a curated record